AUGCAUGAAGUCGUCGAGGGAGGGAAAGCACAAAGGGUCCAUGAGGCGUUUGGAAAACGCCAAAUCUUCGGCACGGCCCUUCAAGUGCGACAUCGCGAAAGCGACUCGAGUGUCGUCGUCCAAGAUACGCUGCGCGUUCGCAGCGGUCUCAACUUGGAGGAUCCAGCGGAGGAGUUUGUCGGACUCCGCUCCACCAAAUUUCGUGACCUCGAGUUUGAUCGGCUUCAGCCGGGAGGGCUUUGUUGUUCGGAGGUAUGGAGCGCGUACGUAAGGCGCUCGACUUUAGUCGCGCUGCGUGCGAGUGACUAUUCGAAAGUACGACCAUGGGCUGCCAUGGUGGACAGUUGGCUUUCCAAAGCGGCGUGA
Molecule: messenger RNA, 366 nt
Organism: Aphanomyces astaci
Lineage: Eukaryota; Oomycota; Saprolegniomycetes; Saprolegniales; Verrucalvaceae
Exons: 1
Coding region: 1-366 (121 amino acids)
Source: RefSeq, a predicted model, not a curated record